Branchiostoma belcheri (Belcher's lancelet) is the source of this 1455-nucleotide messenger RNA. RefSeq names its product dehydrodolichyl diphosphate synthase complex subunit nus1-like. Gene Ontology annotation, cellular component: dehydrodolichyl diphosphate synthase complex; endoplasmic reticulum membrane. NCBI's taxonomy places the organism in Eukaryota, Metazoa, Chordata, Leptocardii, Amphioxiformes, Branchiostomatidae. The coding region runs from base 141 to 896 and encodes 251 amino acids. The transcript is spliced from 5 exons. The record is from RefSeq and is a predicted model, not a curated record. Gene Ontology annotation, molecular function: ditrans,polycis-polyprenyl diphosphate synthase [(2E,6E)-farnesyl diphosphate specific] activity.
AGUACAUUUCGUCCGCCAAUCGACAGGCGACACGAGACCGAGGCUGCGCGUUGAUUCCAACAUGGCAGCUUCCUGAUGCAACUUUCCUUGGAUUUCUCGCUACCUUCGCCUCCCUCCAAACUUCUCCUAAUCCUGAGACGAUGAUCCUUCACCAAGUCUUGCUCUACCUCGUGCACACCUUCUCAGCGAUCAGGACUUGGCUCGCGUCCCUGUACCAUGGCCUCAAGAAGCCGCUCUCCUUCAAACACCGGAAGAGGAACGUCCACCGAAUCAAGUCGGACUCGAAGGCGUUGAGCAAGUUGCCGAUGCACGUGGGUCUGGUGGUGGUGGAGGAUGAUUUUAGAUACGGAGACCUGGCCAGCCUGGUGGUGUGGUGCGCGGCCAUGGGGAUCUCCUACAUAAGUCUGUACGACAGCCAAGGAAUUCUUAAAAGAAACAACACAAGUCUUUGGCAGGAGAUCAUGAAACAACAGCAGGAACUUCUAGGAGAGGAGAGUAACAAGUACAAUAUAGAACUGGUCAGGGGGAAUAGAACAGCAACACAGCUAACAGGACAAAAAUAUAGCGUUGAGGUUCGUCUGUUGUCGUCAGAAGAUGGUAGAACAGACUUGUUACACGCGGCGCAGCGGUGGUGUCAGGCCGUGGAGGCCAAACGGAAGAAAGUGGGCGACCUUGACCCCACAGCGCUGGAGGGGCUGCUACAAGCUACAAGAGGUGCACCAGAUGUGGACCUGGUGCUGAAGUUUGGGACAGUCGACAGUUUACUGGGCUUCCUGCCCUGGCAAAUACGCCUCACAGAAAUCCUGUCAAUGCCAACUCAUCACAGCAUAGACUACCAGACCUUUCUACUGGCCCUGCAGUCCUUCGGGAACAUAGAACAACGCUUCGGCAAAUAGCCUAGAACGUCCGCAGAGAUAUGUGUAUUUUUUGUAGUCAGAAAUGCCAAUAAAAUUGAAGCACAUUGAUUAUGAUCGCGGUUUAAGAAUUAGUUAGUAUUCUUGUUACGAGUCCGAGUAUGGUACAUGUGCAAAAGAUAUUAAAGUGUUUCUACCAAAUGAUGUCAAUGUGGCAAAUGUAGCUUAAAAACACCAGAAGUAGUCAUAUUUAAUUUGAAUAACUUGCAAAGUAAGAAAUGUGAUUUUUGGAAGGUCGCAUAAAAUGUUUUACAGAUUACAUAUCCAUGUGUGCAGAAGUUUCCCCUUAUCAAAACCAAGUAAUCAAAAGUAAGGUCUUGAAAAAUGAUGUUGCUUUUCACGCCCAGAUAAAGAAUUUGACAGGUGAUGUCCAUCAAUGAAGUGUUGUCCGCUCACAGGCCAGUGCUCUGUAAGGCUGCUGACUGUAGGUAGAAUAGAAUCGUGUUCACAAUGUACGUUCAUGUCAAGCUAUUUAAUAGAAACAUCUCACUGUGUUAGUAGGGCUUUUUAUGGUGGCAACUUCGUAUGAUCAGUAGUUGUU